AUGUCCGACUCCGAAGAACCCAUCGAUAUUGCCGACGAGGGAGGUGACGAUCUCUUUGGAGAUGACGGCGAUGACGCGCUUUCAGACAUCGAGAAUGUCGUGAGCGACCGGGAGAUUGUGUCGGAUAGGGAAGACGACGAGGCAGACGCGCCGCGCCGGGACGAUGAUGAAGAGCCUCGCGAAUUCCGCGAGAAGCUGGUUUCCGAGGUUCCUUUGUAUCGGCACCGCACACCGCGCUCCAAAGACGGCGAUUUGCACACCCUCCGCGUACCCGAUUUCAUCAAGUUCAACCCGAUGGAAUACAAGGCCGACGAGUGGCAACCCAGCGAAUGGGACCUCGAAAACGCCAACUCCGAGAACCCGAUCCCCUCGAUAAUGUGCCGCCGCGAUCCCAAAACCGGCCGCAUCCAGAGCAACGCCAACAUGUAUCGCUGGAGCGACGGCUCCGUCACGCUCGCCAUUGGCGAUGAACACUACGAGAUCCAGAGCAAACGGCUCGCCCCGCCGCCCAACAAGCCCUACCGCGACGACCACGCGCUGGAGCGGCUGAUGGCGGACCUGGCGGGCGCCAAGAAGGACCGCGGCUCCGAGAUGAUCAUCGUCACCAACGAGGACCCGGAGCUGCUGAAGAAGCAGGCCGAAAUGGCCGAGAAGGAACGCAACAAACUGCAGCGCCGCCGCGAGACGGCCGCCGCCCGCGCCGACGGCACCGGGGCCCGGUACAAGGGCGGUGGUGCGCUGUCCGUCGGCGACCUCGAGGGCCGGCGCGGUGCGGGAGCCGGGAGGAAGCGCGGUGCUCCGGGUGGUGCCAAACAGAAGCGCCGUCGGCCCGAGUACGACUCGGACGACGACCUGCCGAGCGGCACGCGCCGGACGGAUAACUAUGACAUGGAGGAUGGGUUCUUGGUGGACAGCGAGGAGGAGAGUGAGGCGGUGGAGGAGGACGAGGAGGAAGAAGAGCUGCUAGAUGAUGAAGAGGAGGAGGACGAGCGACCGCGGGCCAAGCGCCAGAGGACUGCCGAGCCGGACGAGGAUGCCGAGGGCGAUGAGGACGGCCCGAGUCAUGCUGACGCUUCGAGGAGCCGUAGACGGCGCGUCAUCCAGGACGAUGAUGACGAGGAAGAGUAG
Messenger RNA from Chaetomium globosum CBS 148.51, 1128 nucleotides. RefSeq lists its product as uncharacterized. Gene Ontology annotation, cellular component: nucleus; Cdc73/Paf1 complex. The transcript has 3 exons. Lineage: Eukaryota; Fungi; Ascomycota; Sordariomycetes; Sordariales; Chaetomiaceae. Gene Ontology annotation, biological process: positive regulation of transcription elongation by RNA polymerase II; transcription elongation by RNA polymerase II. Gene Ontology annotation, molecular function: RNA polymerase II C-terminal domain phosphoserine binding. Bases 1 to 1128 code for a protein of 375 amino acids. The record is from RefSeq and is a predicted model, not a curated record.